This is a messenger RNA of Mesoplodon densirostris (Blainville's beaked whale), 4559 nucleotides long. It is a transcript of the gene DEAF1, whose product is annotated as DEAF1 transcription factor. The transcript is spliced from 12 exons. Gene Ontology annotation, molecular function: DNA-binding transcription factor activity, RNA polymerase II-specific; DNA binding. Lineage: Eukaryota; Metazoa; Chordata; Mammalia; Artiodactyla; Ziphiidae. Gene Ontology annotation, cellular component: nucleus. Gene Ontology annotation, biological process: regulation of transcription by RNA polymerase II. Bases 705 to 2339 code for a protein of 544 amino acids. The record is from RefSeq and is a predicted model, not a curated record.
CUUCUGCUCCCGAAGGGGCUCGACGGCGCCGUGUUUCGGGACUUGAUUCCGAACCGUGGCCGAGGCCCGAUUAGCCCGUCCGACAGCGCUCGGGCACUUUCGGACAGGAGGAGGCGGAGAGCCGAGGCUCGCUCGUGUGGAUCCCUGCUCGGGUGCGUUCGGCUCCGCUCGGCUCCUAUUCGGGCGGGCUCGGCUCCCGCGGGCGGCGGAUGCAGGCGGAGCCUGCAGCGCAAGGUUCUCUAGGCCGGGUCGCGUUGCGUCGGAGACCGGCGGAGUCGGCCUCACAGUAGGGGACCCUGUUGACUGGGGACCACGGCCGGCGCGGCCUUCUAGGCCCUGAGGAGGGCUAGCGCAGAGCCUCUCGGAAACCCUCGUGCGGCCUCGGACCAAUUCGGACCGACUCGGCUCCGCACUUCGGACCACUUCGGCCCCCCUCGUUUCCGGACUCUAGGCCUCGGCUCGGCUCGACUCGACAGGGCCGCUUCGUGCCGGUUCGGCCCCUGUUCGGGCGGCCCCGGCUCGGCUUGGCGGCCGGCUUCGGGCGGGCUCGGCUCAGCUCGGCUCGGUUCGGGCAGCCAUCCUCGGUCAAGCUCGGCCCGGCUCGGUCCGGCUCGGGCGGCCUCCUCAGGCGGCGCUCUUCGGGCUCCGUCCCGGCCUUCGGGCGGCCCCGGCCGGCGCCUUCGGGCGGGCUCGGCGGAGUCCGGAUGGAGGACUCGGACUCGGCCGCCAAGCAGCUGGGCCUGGCCGAGGCGGCGGCGGUGGCGGCCGCGGCCGCUGUGGCGGCGGCGGCCGCGGCCGCAGCGGGAGGCGAGGCGGAGGAGCCGGUGCUCAGCAGGGACGAGGACUCGGAGGAGGACGGAGACUCGGAGGCGGAGCGCGAGACGCGGCGGGUGACGGCCGUGGCGGUGAUGGCCGCCGAGCCCGGGCACAUGGACAUGGGCGCCGAGGCCCUGCCGGGCCCCGACGAGGCCGCCGCGGCCGCCGCCUUCGCAGAGGUGACCACUGUCACAGUGGCCAACGUGGGCGCCUCGGCGGACAACGUCUUCACCACGUCGGUGGCGAACGCCGCCUCGCUCUCGGGCCACGUGCUGUCGGGCAGGACAGCCCUUCAGAUCGGGGACAGUCUGAACACCGAGAAGGCCACGCUGAUCGUCGUGCACACGGACGGGAGCAUCGUGGAGACUGCCGGGCUGAAGGCACCCGCUGCCCCUCUCACCCCCGGCCCUCAGUCUCCUCCGACUCCUCUGGCUCCUGGCCAAGAGAAAGGUGGAACUAAGUACAACUGGGACCCAUCGGUGUACGACAGUGAGCUGCCUGUGCGCUGUCGGAACAUCAGUGGCACCUUGUAUAAGAGCAGGCUCGGCUCAGGAGGCCGGGGGCGCUGCAUUAAGCAGGGGGAGAACUGGUACAGUCCUACCGAGUUUGAAGCCAUGGCAGGAAGGGCCAGCAGCAAAGACUGGAAGAGAAGCAUCCGCUAUGCGGGGCGGCCGCUGCAGUGCCUCAUCCAGGAUGGGAUCCUAAACCCUCAUGCCGCCUCCUGCACCUGUGCCGCCUGCUGUGAUGACAUGACCCUGAGCGGGCCUGUCAGGCUCUUCGUCCCCUACAAGAGGCGCAAGAAGGAGAACGAGCUGCCUGCCACACCCGUCAAGAAGGACACCCCCAAGAACAUCACCCUGCUUCCCGCCGCAGCCGCCACCACCUUCACCGUGACCCCCUCAGGACAGAUCACUACCUCUGGCGCGUUGACCUUCGACCGGGCGUCCACCGUGGAGGCCACCGCGGUCAUCUCGGAGAGUCCGGCCCAGGGCGACGUCUUCGCAGGAGCCACAGUACAAGAAGCAGGCGUGCAGCCCCCAUGCAGGGUUGGCCACCCGGAGCCCCACUACCCAGGAUAUCAGGACAGCUGUCAGAUCGCACCGUUUCCGGAGGCCGCGUUGCCAACAUCUCAUCCCAAAAUAGUGUUGACAUCCUUGCCCGCCCUGGCGGUGCCGCCCUCCACCCCCACCAAAGCCGUGUCUCCCGCUGUGGUCAACGGGCUGGAUAUGUCAGAACAGCGGAACUGGCUGUACCUGGAGGAGAUGGUCAAUUCCUUGCUCAGCACCGCGCAGCAGCUGAAGACGUUGUUUGAACAGGCCAAGCAGGCCAGCUCCUACCGAGAAGCCGCCGCGGCCCAGGCCAGAGUCCAGGCAGAUGCAGAGCGGAAAGAGCAGUUCUGUGUCAACUGCGGCCGGGAGGCCCUGAGCGAGUGCACCGGCUGCCACAAGGUCAACUACUGCUCCACCUUCUGCCAGCGCAAGAUUUGCCUCUUCUGGACAUUUCACGUAGCAAGAGUCGUAUAACAUGUGGUCUCCCGCAUCUGGCUUCCUCUGACCAGCGUGUUUUCAAAAGGUUCAUCCACGUGGAGCCUGAGUAGCGUCCACGGUGUGGCUGGACCUCGUCUUGCCCUCCAUCCUCAGCCAACGGACAUCUGAGUGGUUCCCGCCACGUGACUGUCGUGAACACUCACGAGUGAGCUCCAGGGUGGAGACAGGGUUUUGUUUGUCUUGGCUACGUGCGUCCAUGGGUUUGCUGAGUCACAUGGUAAACUUGUGUUUAACCUUAGUAAGAAACUUCCCAACUUCUCCGAAGUGACUGCACCACCCGCCCCCCGGUGGCGGGUCCACCACGUCCACAGUGCUUGCUCUUGCUUUCUGGUCGUAGCCCUGCUACCGGGUGUGAAGCGACAUCAGUGCGUUUAGUCUGCAUCUCCCUGAUGUCUAAAGAUGUUGAGCAUCGUUGUGUGUGCUUAUUGGGUGUUGUAUAUCUUUUUGGGGGAAGUGUCUAUUCAAAUCUUUUGCCCGUUUUUAAAUGGGAUCGUUUCUCUUCUUAUUGAGUGUGGAGAUGUCUGUGUAUAUUCUGGAUACAAGUCCUUUAUCAGAUACGUGAUUUCCAAGUAUUUUCCCCCAGUCUGUGACUUGUCUCUUUAUUUCUUAAUAGUGUCAUUUUAAGGGCAAAAGUUUUUUUAAUUUUGAUGAAGUCCAGUUUACUUUGAAAAAAUUUUUAUUAUCUAUUAUUUUUUAUUUUUGGCCGUGCCAUAAGGCUUAUGGGAUCUUAGUUCCUGACCGGGGAUCAAACCCGGGCCCCCUGCAGUGGAAGCAUGGAGUCCUAACCACUAGGGAAGUCCCAAGAAGUCCAGUUUAUUAAAAAAAAAAAAAAUUUUAAUGGAGAUCACGCUCUUGGUGUCAUAUCUCAGAACUUUUGCCUGACUCAAGGUUAGGAAAAUCUCCUCUUCUCCUCUAAAACAUUUAUAAUUUUAGCUCUUUUUUUUUUUGUUUUUUCGGCCACAUAGCGUAGCUUGCAGGAUCUCAGUUCAGCAACCAGGGAUUGAACCUUGGCCAUGGCAAUGAAAGUGCUGGAGCCUAACCACUGGACCACCAGGGAGCUCCCUUUAAGCUCUUAUUUUUAGAUUUAUGACCCAUCUUGAGUUAAUUUUUAGGUGUGGUGUGAAACACCGUGGGCUUGAGCCCAGCACACAUGAAGUUUUAAAUACUGUAUAGACUUACAGAGUCAGGUAAUCUACAUAGUCAGGUAAUUUACAAAUUAAAAAUUUAUUCUUGGGCUUCCCUGGUGGCGCAGUGGUUGGGAGUCCGCCUGCUGAUGCAGGGGACACGGGUUCGUGCCCCGGUCCAGGAGGAUCCCACAUGCCGCGGAGCGGCUGGGCCCGUGAGCCAUGGCCGCUGAGCCUGCGCGUCCGGAGCCUGUGCUCCACAACGGGAGAGGCCACAACGGUGAGAGGCCCGCGUACCGCAAAAAAAAAAAAAAAAAAAAUUUAUUCUUUUGAGUCUAAAAAUAACAGGUGCUGGAGAGGGUGUGGAGAAAAGGGAACCUUCUUACACUGUUGGUGGGAAUGUAAAUUGGUGCAGCCACUAUGGAGAGCAGCAUGGAGGUUCCUUACCAAACUAAAAAUAGAGUUGCCAUUUGAUCCAACAAUCCCACUCCUGGGCAUUUAUCCAGAGAAAACUCUAAUUCGAAAAGAUACAUGCACCCCAGUGCUCAUAGCAGCACUGUUUACAGUUGGCAAGACAUGGAAGCAACCUAAAUGUCCAUCAACAGAGGAAUGGAUAAAGAAGAUGUGGUACAUACAUACAAUGGAAUACUACUCAGCCAUAAAAAAGAAUGAAAUAAUGCCAUUUGCAGCAACAUGGAUGGACCUAGAGAUUAGCAUUCUGAGUGAAGUAAGUCAGAAAGAGAAAGACAAAUACCAUAUAUCACUUAUAUGUGGAAUCUAAAAUAUGACACAAAUGAAAUUAUUUACAAAACAAACAGGCUCACAGACAUAGAGAACAGACUUGUGGUUGCCAAGAGGGAGCGGGGUAGGGGAGGGAUGGAUUGGGAUUAGCAGAUGCAAACUAUUAUACAUAGAAUGGAUAAACGACAAGGUCCUAAUGUACAGCAUGGGGAACUAUAUUCAAUAUCCUGUGAUAAACCAUAAUGGAAAAUAAUGUGAAAAAGAAAAAAUAUGUGUAUAUAACUGAAUCACUUUGCUGUACAGCAGAAGUUAACACAACACUGUAAAUCAA